AUGCUCCGCAAACUCCCUUCAUCCACUCGACCUUACCUUCUCUCCCAAUCUCUCAACCGACCCACACUGAUCGCUCGAUCCCGAAUUAUCCCAUCCACUCGUCAUGUACAUGUCCGAGCUAUCUCAUUCUCUUCCAUACCCCGUGCGAUGGCUCGGGCGUUUAGGAUUCCCGCUUAUGGAGCUGCGAUAGGUGCUGGUGGGUUGGGUUAUGCGAAUUAUAAACUUGAAGGUGUCCGUAAUGCUACUUCUGAAAUCCUCUCGAACGUCUCCGACAAGUUCUCAUCGGCCUAUAAUUCCGCCGCGGACGGCCUGAACUCUGCAGCAGAUAUUGGAUCUUCACUUGCUUCUCAAUUACAAGGGAGGAUAUCAGAUACCGGUCAAGGAGUUCAGGAUACCGCUGAAGCAUUCAGGAAUGGUACGAAAGAGUGGUGGGAGGCAUUCACAUCGCAAUUCGCCAAAUCACAAGCUCAGCAAGAGAGCGGUAGUAGGUCUAGCUCAAGCUCGAAUAGUAGGAAGGGAAACACCAGGGAAGGAUCUGAACAACCUCAGAAUAAUGGUAAUGGUGGUGGAGAAGAAGCAUUACUGGGACUAGUAGGAGCUGCUGCUGCUGCUAAUGUCGAAGAGAAACGGGGAGACCCUUUCAGCUCAGGUGGAGGUGAUGAACAUCAGUUACUUCAAUUAACAAGGAAAUUGAUCGAAAUUCGUUCAGUCCUCUUGAGUGUCGAUCAGAGUGAAGCGUUGAAGUUGCCUUCUAUAGUGGUGAUCGGAAGUCAAAGUUCUGGAAAGAGUAGUGUAUUGGAAGCGAUCGUUGGACAUGAAUUCUUGCCUAAAGGAGAUAAUAUGGUCACCAGACGACCGAUCGAGCUCACACUCAUCAACACGCCCCCCAGUGCCGCUUCGUCAUCCUCGACACCAGCAGAAUACGGUGUAUUUCCCAAUAUGCCAGGAAUGGGCAAGAUAACUUCCUUCGCUACCAUUCAGAAAACACUCACCGACUUAAACCUCUCUGUACCACCCGAAUUGGCUGUAUCCGAUGACCCCAUUCACCUUCAGAUUCACUCUCCUCACGUUCCUGACCUUACCCUCAUCGACUUACCUGGAUAUAUACAGAUCAGCUCGAUGGACCAACCUGAAGAAUUGAAAGACAAGAUAUCGGGAUUGUGUGAUAAAUACAUUAGAGAACCCAAUAUCAUCUUAGCUGUUUGCGCGGCCGAUGUUGAUCUGGCCAAUUCCCCCGCGUUACGAGCGAGUAGAAGGGUCGACCCGUUAGGUACGAGAACGAUAGGUGUGGUGACGAAGAUGGAUUUGGUCAAACCGGAACAUGGUGCUACGAUAGUACGAGGAGAACGAUACCCUCUACAUCUGGGCUAUGUCGGUGUAGUUUGCAAAGCUCCACCUGCAACUGGGGUGUUCAAAUCUAUACGAGGCGAUAGGGAAAGUCCCAAUGUCACCGGAGCAGUUCUACGAAGGGAAGAAGAGUUCUUUGGAGGUGAAAAUUCGAGAUAUUUCGGUAGAGAUAAGAAAGUCAUGGUUGGUACUGACACACUCCGACGAAGACUCAUGGACGUUCUAGAAACAAGUAUGUCAUCAAGUUUACAUGGAAUCACCAAUGCCGUUCAGCUCGAAUUGGAAGAAGCAAGCUAUCAAUUCAAAGUGCAGUAUAAUGAUCGACGUAUAACGUCGGAAUCAUAUAUGGCAGAAACAAUCGAUGCGCUCAAAGCGAGAUUCAAAGAGUAUACCGCUCAAUUCACGAAACCUGCAGUAAGAUCCAAAUUGAAAGAAAUGUUAGAUGAUAAAGUGAUGAACAUACUAGAAAAGCUAUAUUGGGAUGAUCCACGUACGAUAGAAUUAACUAAAUUGGCUGAAGAUCGGAAAUUGACAAGUGAAGAUUUGGAUUCGUACUGGAAAUAUAAAUUGGAAACUGCGAGUUCCCUUUUGACUAAAUCUGGAGUAGGAAGAGAUUCCACUGGAUUAGUCGCAGAGGGUUUAAGACAGUUAAUCGAUAGUAUAGCUACUGGUGAACCAUUCACUUUCCAUCCGUCAGUAUCUGAACGGAUCACCGAAUUCUCCCAUGCGAUACUGAGAGAACGGAUGGGUCUGACAGCGGACCAAGUGGAGAAUUGUAUCAAGCCGUAUAAAUAUGAAGUGGAAGUUGAUGAGCGUGAAUGGAAUGUAGGGAGGGAUAGAGCAGAAGAUAAGUUUACGGAAGAGAUCAAGAGGUGCGAUUUUAAAUUGAAAGAGGUACAAAAUAGGUUAGGAGGAUCAAGGAAGUUGAAUGGAUUGAUUAAACACGUUGGUGAAUUGGAGAAGUGGGAAGAGGAAAGGAGGAAAAGAAGGUUCUCAGUCUCAGGGGCCAAUGGUGAAGAUGGGGAUGAGGUGGUGGAAGAAGGUGCACCGGUGUUGGAUGCGUACAAGUAUUCCCCAGCUCAGAUUAUCGAUGGCCGACAUGCUCUUCUACUGUCCAACAGACUUUCACUCCUCAAACUCCGUCAACAAGCUUUGAAAUCACGUCGAUGUAGAUCCGGUCCUGACCAAUCUGCUUUUUGUCCUGAGGCGUUCUUGGCUGUGGUGGCGGACAAAUUGGCAUACACAAGUACGAUGUUCAUCAAUAUCGAACUGCUGGAACAGUUCUUUUAUCAGUUCCCGAGGGAGAUCGAUUCGAGGAUAUUAUACGAUCUGAACAGGGAAGAAAUUGCUAGAUUCGCAAGGGAGAAUCCGAAAAUCAAACAACAUCUAGAUUUACAAGAGAGAAAGGACAAAUUAGAAUCAGUGAUGAGAUCGUUACAGAGCCUAGUCAAUUUACAGAAAGAUGCGAAAGGCUCUUCGACGGGUACAUCAAGAAGGGAAGGUUUAUUCACCAAGUUCUUUUAG
This is a messenger RNA of Kwoniella mangroviensis CBS 8507, 2871 nucleotides long. RefSeq lists its product as uncharacterized. Gene Ontology annotation, molecular function: microtubule binding; GTPase activity; GTP binding. Bases 1 to 2871 code for a protein of 956 amino acids. The transcript is spliced from 6 exons. The record is from RefSeq and is a predicted model, not a curated record. Gene Ontology annotation, cellular component: microtubule; cytoplasm; membrane. Lineage: Eukaryota; Fungi; Basidiomycota; Tremellomycetes; Tremellales; Cryptococcaceae.